GAAGUGAGGUGAGAGGGAGACAAUCGGUGGGACGUUUUCAGCGCAGGGUCACCGAGGGGGGAUUAGCCAGAUUUUGAGCAUAGCCUUGAAAGAGUCCGGUCCGAAGGUCCCCGCUCCACUUGAUGGUACCUGCUCAGUCGGAUCCCACCCGAUCGGCUGCAGCGUGGCGACCGCAGAUCCAAAGGGACGAGGAGAGUGACCAGAUAGCGAGGAGACAGGGCUGUCAGCGAAGGCACCAGUCUCUGCAACUGUACACCUGCAUCUACACAUGCUACCUCGCCACCGUUAAGGGCCCAAACACUCCUUACAGGGACGAGCUCUUUUGAGAUUGUCAAGAGCAACAGUUUUGAAUGAACCAUUCCAGUACUUAUCGCCGUACUUUGUACCUACAGCCAUUAAAACAAAAUCUCCAAGACCAACACAUUGAGCCAGUAUAAAGCGGAGCAGAAAGAGUUUUCUAUACUUCCAGAGCUGCUGUAUUGCACACCACAGUUUGCCACAAGAACCAUGAGUAGAUUAAUUAAGUUCACAAAAGUGAACAUGGCAAGCAUUUUAUUACGUAGAUUUAUACAGCACCAGAAUGCAAAUGUGUUGUCUAAAUCCUAUUCUGCAAAGCCAUCAGCGUUCAACUACAUAAUAGUUGGAGCAGGUUCUGCAGGAUGUGUCUUGGCAAACCGCCUUUCUGAAGACUCCAGUGACUCGGUGCUCCUUUUGGAAGCAGGGCCUAAAGACACGCUAUUGAAUAGCAAGCGGAUGAUGUGGAAGAUCCAUAUGCCAGCUGCCUUGAUAUACAACCUCUGUGAUGAUAAGUACAACUGGUAUUACCACACCACGGCUCAAAAACACAUGAACAACCGUGUAAUGUACUGGCCAAGAGGUCGCGUUUGGGGAGGAUCUUCUUCUUUGAAUGCCAUGGUAUAUAUCCGCGGACACGCAGAGGAUUACAAUCGCUGGGAGAAGCAAGGUGCCACUGGAUGGAGUUAUGAGCACUGCCUUCCGUAUUUUAGGAAAGCACAAUGCCAUGAACUGGGGGCUGACCAGUACAGAGGGGGAAGCGGACCACUACACGUAUCGCGGGGAAAGACAAAUCAUCCUCUUCAUUUUGCUUUCCUGGAGGCUGGGCAGCAGGCAGGCUACCCAUUUACUGAUGAUAUGAAUGGAUUUCAGCAGGAAGGAGUUGGUUGGAUGGAUAUGACAAUUCACAAAGGGCAGAGAUGGAGUGCGGCCAGCGCAUACUUGCGCCCUAGUUUCACACGCAGCAACUUAACAGCUGAAGUGAAAACAUUUGUGACUAAAAUCUUAUUUGAUGGUACCAAGGCCAUCGGUGUUGAAUACGUUCAAGGAGGAGUAACAAAAAAGGUAUAUGCCAACAAGGAAGUGAUCUUGAGUGGAGGUUCAAUUAACUCCCCCCAGCUUCUCUUGUUAUCUGGGGUGGGCAACGCAGAUGACCUUAAAGCUCUGGGAAUUCCUGUUGUUUGUCAUCUUCCAGGUGUGGGCCAGAAUCUUCAAGAUCAUCUGGAACUAUAUGUGCAGCAAGAAUGUAUUAAGCCUAUAACACUGUAUAAAUCUCAAAAACCCUUCAAGAUGAUCCAGAUCGGUCUGGAAUGGUUUUGGAAGUUCACAGGUGAGGGAGCGACUGCUCACUUGGAAACUGGUGGGUUUAUCAGGAGUCAUCCUGGAGUAAGCCAUCCUGAUAUUCAGUUCCAUUUCCUGCCAUCGCUGGUGAUUGACCACGGGAGAGUCACACCUUACACUGAGGCCUACCAGGUUCAUGUGGGUUCAAUGAGGCCCACAAGUGUGGGCUGGUUGAAGCUCAAGAAUGCAAAUCCUAAAGAACACCCAAUUAUUGAACCAAACUACUUGUCUGCAGAAACUGACAUCUGGGAACUUCGCCAGUCAGUGAAGUUAAGCAGAGAGAUUUUUGCUCAAAAGGCCUUUGAUCAGUUCCGUGGACCAGAAAUUGCUCCCGGCAGCCAUGUGCAGACAGACAAGGAAAUUGAUGCUUUUGUGAAAGAGAAGGCUGAUAGUGCCUACCAUCCAUCCUGCACCUGUAAAAUGGGACAACCUUCAGAUCCCAUGGCAGUGGUCGACCCAGAAACAAGAGUUAUAGGGUUAGAAAAUUUAAGGGUUGUAGAUUCUUCUAUAAUGCCCAGUAUUGUAAGUGGAAACCUAAAUUCACCUACAAUUAUGUUGGCAGAGAAGGCUGCUGACAUAAUUAGGGGACGUCCAACACCAUGCGACAAGGAUGUUCCUGUUUUUAAAACCUAGGCACUUGAUUUAAAAUAAAGCAUGCCAUAUGUUAUAAUUAUUUUCUUCCUGCUUUAUGUUCCUCCCAUUUAAAAAAAAAAGGUUUUGUACAAUGUAAAGGAGCAAAAUCUGAAUAGUUGUAAAUAAACUAUUGGAUACAAAGUAGUUAACAUUUUGAA
Molecule: messenger RNA, 2426 nt
Organism: Hypanus sabinus (Atlantic stingray)
Lineage: Eukaryota; Metazoa; Chordata; Chondrichthyes; Myliobatiformes; Dasyatidae
Gene: chdh
Product: choline dehydrogenase
Exons: 9
Coding region: 508-2268 (586 amino acids)
Cellular component (GO): mitochondrial inner membrane
Molecular function (GO): choline dehydrogenase activity; flavin adenine dinucleotide binding
Source: RefSeq, a predicted model, not a curated record